AUGACCACGUCCAAGAGUCAGAUAAAAUUCGGUUUCGAUUUCACGUCAGUGCCGGACCUGGUGGCGUGCAUCCAAAAGCUCACGGACUGGGGCUACUCGUACGCGUGUAUACCCCUGGUGCACGCAAAACUGACGCCCGACGCUUCGAAUCUUGAUCGGUCGGCAUUAGUGAGCAGAGCUGACGUGAUCCUACAGGCCGAGACUUGGAACCGCGUGGUGGUGAAAUUGUCUCCGCACCUUGACUUGGAUUCGGAGGACGCUGUCGCCAGGGACCGGGACGCCGAGCUCUUCCGCCAGGAGGUUUCUUACGCGUCAUACCUGAAUGUGUCGGCGAUCAUGUUCCGGCUACCACUUGACGGCUGCAUGCCCAACUUGGCUCGUCUGGUCAACGUCGCUCUCCACGACAACGUGUUUGUAAACUUUUAUGUACAAGUGCCUAUGUGUAGUGGUAGUGGGGCCAAUGAAAAUGGCAUCAGCAGCGACAACAAUGGUUGUGGCGCAACAGACACUUGGAAACUCUGGUCGGCAUUCAGUGCCGCGUGUGACUAUCACAGAUCUGUAUGCCUGGCAUUGGAACUCAGUGUCGACUUGCCCGACGAACAAGAGCUCGAUCGAUGGCUGGGUGAACCUAUUAAGGCAGUUAUUGCUCCCACUUCUAUAUUUCUGACCAACAAAAUGGGUUUCCCAGUUCUCUCUCGUCCUCACCAAACAUUCGUCAACAAGCUAUUCGAUCUUGACGCCUGCAUCUUUAUAAGUGGAGAGUCCAAUCAAAAUAUGAAACCAUAUUUUGAAUAUUUGUCUUAUAUUCAUGACAACAAUAAAUCCGACAAGCUUUACAGUUACUCUUAUGCUUACGAAGAUUUGUUACAAGUUCCCUUACAGCCACUAAUCAACAACUUGGACAACAAUGUUUAUGCUGUGUUUGAACAAGAUCCAAUUAAGUAUCAACAGUAUGAAAAGGCUAUAACCAGAGCAUUAACUGACAAAGUUAAAAGCAGUAGCACUGAAGUGUUAACAGUAUGUGUAGUGGGUGCUGGCAGAGGGCCUUUGGUAAAUGCUAGUUUAAAAGCAUCAGACAAUUCUAAAGUUGCUAUAAAAGUGUAUGCGAUCGAAAAAAAUGAGAAUGCAUUACAUGUGUUGAACUAUAACAAUGACAACUAUUGGCACAAUUUGGUUACAGUAGUCUGUGCAGAUAUGAGAACAUGGAAGUUUGAAGAAAAAUGUGACAUACUAGUGUCUGAAUUGUUAGGUUCAUUCGGCGACAAUGAACUUUCACCUGAAUGUUUAGAUGGGGCACAAAAGUUUUUGAAAGAAGACGGUGUCUGUAUUCCCUCGUCUUAUACGUCUUAUUUAAGCCCAUUACAAUCUCAAACUCUGUUUAGUAAUAUGAAGAUGUUCAAAUCCAAUACACCCAUGGAUAAUUUACACGAGAAUGCUGAACAAAUAUACGUGGUUAACAUGCGCAACAUGUAUAUCAUAUCCCCUGCACAGCCAUUGUUUACUUUUGAUCACCCGAGAUGUGACUUGGAAAGAAAUAAUAACAGAUACACAACACUGACGUUUGACAUAAAACAGGAUUGCAUUUUACACGGAUUUGCUGGAUAUUUCAAUGCAGUCUUAUACAAGGAUGUAAAUAUAAGUAUUGAACCUUCAACAUUUAGUACGGGCAUGUUUAGUUGGUAUCCCGCUUACAUCCCGAUUAAAAGCAGUAUAACAUUGAAGAAAGAUGAGCAGUUGAAAGUACAUUUCUGGCGUCUUAGUGAUACUUCAAAAGUCUGGUAUGAAUGGAGUAUAUCUAAACCUAAUUCAAUGCCUGUGCACAAUCCAAAUGCGCGUUCCUAUUCUAUGCAAUUACACUGA
Molecule: messenger RNA, 1860 nt
Organism: Macrosiphum euphorbiae (potato aphid)
Lineage: Eukaryota; Metazoa; Arthropoda; Insecta; Hemiptera; Aphididae
Source: the annotation of a GenBank genome assembly